Molecule: messenger RNA, 1344 nt
Organism: Paraglomus occultum
Lineage: Eukaryota; Fungi; Glomeromycota; Glomeromycetes; Paraglomerales; Paraglomeraceae
Source: the annotation of a GenBank genome assembly
AUGAAAUCACCCAAGCUAGCGCUUCAAACUGGAAAGCAGAAAUUUCUGAAGAUCUUUACUAAAGUCAUUAACGACGACAUGAAGUCAAGAAGUGUUACUCGCAGGAAAGUGUCAGCUUCUUCUCCUACUACAGAGAAGAUAGUUGAUAAUUUAUGGUGUGAUGAUAUGGUUGUUGAUGAAGGCGUUUUCUGUGAAGAAGAAAUUGUGCCGAGAAUUGACUUUCUCUCAAAUCUCCCAUAUGAAGUCGCCUCAUAUAUACUCAUGUUCUCGGAUUUCCGAGCACUAUGCACUGCUUCUUUGGUCUCUAAGAACUGGUAUGUUAUCGCAAAUGAUAACGAAAUCUGGCGAUACAUGUUCUCUCAACGUAAGACAUGGAAAGUGUCUAUUCCUCGCAACAUUCUCCUGUCCAGAUCGAUAAAUUGGAAAAAAUUGUACAUGAAUCGACGCAAACUUGAUAACAGAUGGAAAGAUGGCGAUUGUACCAGUACAUAUCUCCGAGGUCAUUCUGACAGUGUAUACUGUAUUCAGUUUGAUGAGGAGAAAAUUGUGACUGGAUCGAGAGAUAAAACUAUCAAGUUUUGGAAUAUCAAAAGCGGGCAGUGCAUCAAGACAUUGACCGGACAUUGCGCAAGUGUGUUGUGCCUUCAGUACAACGAUGAGAUUAUGGUCACUGGGUCUAGCGAUACUACAAUUAUAGUAUGGAGUAUGAUAGAUUAUUCUAUAAUACGUCGACUGAGAGGCCAUAGCAUGGGAGUAUUAGAUAUAUGUUUUGAUACCAAAUAUAUCGUCUCCUGUUCAAAAGAUCAUCGCAUUAAGGUCUGGGAUGUCCACACUGGCGACCUUAUUCGUACUUUGAUUGGACAUCGUGGUCCAGUUAAUGCAGUACAGUUAAAGGACGAUAAGAUAAUCUCCGCUAGUGGCGAUGCUUUUAUUAAACUUUGGGAUGUAGAGACAGGCAGGUGUAUACGAGACUUCACUGGACACACUGGUGGAUUAGCGUGUGUUCAGUUUGAUGGGAAAUGGAUAGUGAGUGGGAGUAAUGAUAGGUCUAUCAGAGUGUGGGAUGUGAACACUGGACAGUGUGUGCGAACACUGGAGGGACAUAGUGGACUAGUAAGGACAUUACACUUCGAUGAGGAUAAAAUAGUUAGUGGUAGCUAUGAUCAGAGCGUAAAAGUGUGGGAUUUGAAGACUGGAAAACAGCUGCUGGAUUUCAAGAACGGACAUACUAGUUGGGUUUUUGAUGUACAGUUUAGCGCCACAAAAAUUGUAAGCUCUUCUCAGGACACUCGGAUAGUGAUCAAUGAUUUUGCCGGUGACUUGGAUACGAAAUAUUUUGUGUAA